Chondrus crispus (carragheen) is the source of this 198-nucleotide messenger RNA. RefSeq lists its product as hypothetical. The transcript has a single exon. The record is from RefSeq and is a predicted model, not a curated record. Bases 1 to 198 code for a protein of 65 amino acids. NCBI's taxonomy places the organism in Eukaryota, Rhodophyta, Florideophyceae, Gigartinales, Gigartinaceae.
AUGGGAAUUGGGAGUUUACCUCUAAAAUCUCUUUUUCCGCAUCCCGUGCAGUUGAAUCCCGGUGAUCUCUGCCUACUGAUCGCAAGUUCGUCUGGAUUUGAUUCAAGACAUCCAUUUGCUCGUCAUGCUGCUUAUCCCCGCGCUCUCGUUCUUUGUGUAGUUGUCGCUCCACAUCAUCCCGAUCGGCCUCGUUUCUGA